Molecule: messenger RNA, 2524 nt
Organism: Plodia interpunctella (Indianmeal moth)
Lineage: Eukaryota; Metazoa; Arthropoda; Insecta; Lepidoptera; Pyralidae
Product: glucose dehydrogenase [FAD, quinone]-like
Exons: 4
Coding region: 139-2004 (621 amino acids)
Molecular function (GO): flavin adenine dinucleotide binding; oxidoreductase activity, acting on CH-OH group of donors
Source: RefSeq, a predicted model, not a curated record
UGCAUCCCAGUGCGUGCAUCGUUGCAGUGUGCAGUUUGCGGGAGGACAAUGCACUUGCUUGCGACACGUGUGUUUUAGUGCAAUUUCUACUCGUUUAAGUGCUCGUAAGGGAAACUUUCAUUUGUAAAAGGUGAAGCCAUGUGGGCCUGUGACCCAGCUUUGACAGCCGAGAUUGUGAGCAGCUACUAUGUAGCCGGGCCUGCGUUUACCAGCGUUCUUCAGGCGCUUUUAGCAGCACAUUGUGCGCUGGUCGGCGAUCAUCUGUGGCCUGCUGAUGCCACUCAGGCAGUCCUUGACGAUCCUAAUUAUGACUUCAUCGUUGUCGGUUCUGGUUCAGCUGGGUCUGUCGUCGCCAACCGCUUGAGUGAAGUACCAGACUGGAAGGUACUGUUAGUGGAAGCUGGGGACAAUCCAUCCUUGACCACAGAGAUGCCUCAACUGUUCUACGCUAAUAUGAACACCACAAAGGACUGGAAAUAUAAAAGCCAACCUCAAGAUACAGCUUGUCGUAGUUAUAAGCACAAAUCGUGCGCCUGGCCAAGGGGAAAAACUCUUGGGGGAACCAGCAGCAUCAAUGGCAUGUUCUAUAUAAGAGGCAAUAAGCACGACUAUGAUGAAUGGGCCGAACAAGGCAAUCGUGGUUGGAGUUAUGAAGAAGUCUUGCCUUAUUUUAAGAAAAGCGAAAACUACAACGGUGUACUGACGGAUGACUUAAAAAAAUACCAUGCUUCCGGAGGCUAUUUAAAUGUUGAAAAUCUUAAAGCAGAUCCUUUGGAAGACGUGAUGAUAAAGGCUGCUAAUGAAUUAGGUUUAAAAACUGUCGAUAUCAACGGAGAGUCCCAAAUUGGUGUAAUGUUGUCAUUUACCACUACACAAAAUGGGGUACGACAUAGUACUGCAAGAGCGUUUCUAAGUCCAAUUAAGGAUCGAAAAAAUUUACAUGUUAUUAAAAACGCAUAUGUAACAAAAAUUCUGUUUGAACCAAACACACAAAAUGUAAAAGGCAUUGUUAUAAAUAAAGAAGGAAAUGAUAUUAUUGUCAAUGCAAAAAAAGAGGUCAUAGUAUCAGCAGGAGCUAUUAAUACACCGCAGUUAUUAUUACUCUCAGGCAUUGGCCCUAGAAAACAUUUAGAAGAUUUAGAUAUUCCAGUCAUAGCAGACUUGCCUGUAGGAGAGAAUUUACAGGAUCAUGUUUUUGUUCCUAUUUAUUACACUAAAGAAGGGGAUAAGAAUACCAUGUCAUUGCCUAAUGUAAUCAGUGCAUUUGCUCAAUUCAUGUUGGAAAAUCGUGGGCCGUUUUCAGAUACUAGUCCACAUAGAACAGUAACUUUUAUAAAUACAAUAAAUUCAAAAUCAGAUGUUCCCGACGUGGAACAUCACUACGUUAUUUUCCCACCCAAUAUACAAAAAUUGUUAGACAUUUACCAAAAGCAUGAUCUGUCUGAUGAAGUGCUUGGAAAGUUCCAUAAAAUAUCUGAGAAUAAUUUUGUAUUAUUGUUGUACACUGUGCUUUUGAAACCAAAAUCCAAAGGUCGAAUUCUUCUCCAAAGCAAAGAUCCAAAUGUCUAUCCAUUGAUUUAUGCUAACUUUUUUGAAGACCCCGAUGAUUUGGAAACAAUUAUAAACGCAAUGAAACAACAUGGUCUCAAAUUGGGUGAAACGAAAUCAUUCAAAGAAGCUGGUUUUAAAUUGGAAUGGCUAGAUAUAGAACCAUGUAAGAAAUAUGACAAAAUUUCAGAUGAAUUUCUGAAAUGCAUUUCAAGAGAAUUAUCAUUUUCGCUAUAUCAUCCAACAAGUACAGCCAAAAUGGGUCCAAUUGAUGACGAAACAGCGGUGGUAGAUCCUGAACUGAAAGUCCGAAAGGUUCGUGGCUUGAGGGUCAUAGAUGCAAGUGUGAUGCCUUCCAUUGUAAGAGGAAACACUAAUGCUCCUGUUAUAAUGAUUGCAGAGAAAGGCGCUGAUAUGAUCAAAAAGGUUUGGUUACAUACACACAAUGAACUGUAAGAUGACGAUAGUAUUAAACAUACCCAUAUAUUUAAGAUUUAAAUAAGUAAAUAUUUUGCAAAAGGUUAGAUAUUUGAGUAUUAUACAUCCGCAUGAAGGCAAAGUCAAAAUAGGUAUAUUGUCAAAGAAAUGUAAUUUUAAUUUUUUGUUACACUUCCUUAUUUUUAGUCAAUUUAUUAUGGCAAAUACAAAACGUGUUUUGUGUCUCGUCGCUGAAAUGACAACACAGUCAUAACAGUUCAUUUAUUUACCGUGUAUGAUGCAUUAAAUAAAGAAAAGGAAAAGCUAAACGAAAAAGGUUAACGGCACAUCAUAAUCAUAAAUGAAAAUUUGAUAAUGUUAGUGAAUAGAAGAGGUAAAUGGAAGUAAUUAUACCAAAAAGAAUUUAUGAAUUUGAUUGGUGAUUUGUUUGUUGUUUUAAUAAUUGAAUGUUAUAAUAAUUUAUCUGUUAACAAUAAAAUUACCAUGCUUGUUGAUUACGAAACGAAUGUACAAUGUGUGAGUAAAUUGUAAUAAAAUU